AUGAAGUUUUUCCCGCUAUUCCUUCAGCUGGCAGUCAGCUUGGGAGACUAUUGGGAUGAGGGAAGGUGCUUGAAUGAGACUGAGAGCACCGAGACUGUUUUCAUGCAAAUGCUGAAGAGGGAGAAAGUUUUGUCAACCAAAGAGUAUGCAGAGGCCAUGCAGUGCAAUCAGCAGCAGGAUUCUUUCAAGCUGAACGGAGGCGACUUUGUUUUUGUGCUGAGUCCAUCUGCUGGUGUGCUUUGGGGUGAUCUCAUGGCAAGUUGGCAAAAGGGACCUCAGAAUCAGCGGUACAUCGCCGUUGACUACACCUUUAUGUCGAAGAGUUAUCAGAUCAAUGACUACACGGCCCUCUCCUUGGACGCGGGUGUGACAACGCUGCCCAUGACGCUUUGGUUGCAAGAAACCAACAUGCUCAUUCUUCCCUUGCCCUUUGCGACUGGCUGCAAUUCCUUCUGGGCUGCGGCUGGAGGAUUUAUUGUCUCCCCCUGGCAGUUGGUGCUUUACCAAAGCAAGGGCUUUGACGAAGCAGGGUGGCCAAAGUCCUUAGAUCCAGAAGCUCUCAUUGUAGAGGACUUGGCGUGGCGCAUCCGCUUCAAACCCAAGCUAAUGGUCAUUCCAGGAGAGACACCUGAGACCCCACCGAUUCAGAUACUUAAAGCCUCUUUCUACUUGGAGUUCCGGCCCAUUUUCCGUGAUCCGGGACCUCCGAAGAAUAGCUCCACAACCUUGACCACCACAACAAAGCCCUAUGAUAGCCGAAGGAGAGGCUGGAGGCCUCCUCCUGACCUGGUACCACGAGAGGUGGUAGAGUGGUGCGUGGCAAAUGGGAUUUGCUGCGUGGAGCAAGUUGUUGUUCCAAACCCUCGUUGGACUUGCGUGAGAUGCUGCCCAAGCGGGAAUUGCCCAAGCUGUCCCUGCUCUUGCCACAAAGGUCAGAUCUACCUCUCUUCCAAUGUCUCCAACAUUUCUAUGAGCAUCAGCCUGCGAAAGAAGCCGUUGGCCUUGAGGGAGAUUAACGCUCGAGGUGAUUCUGAGGAGGGACACUUUGACAGGAAGAGCCUGACGAUUCCCAGUGGAGUGCUCUUCGACACGCCUGAACUGCAUAGUUUGCUUUCUACAGAGGAGAUGCAAAGGGUGAAAGAAUUCAAGAGUUCCACGGAUUCACCAGUGGUUCCUCCAGAGGGCAUAUUGGUGAAGGACGCUUUCAAAUGUCCAGAACCUUUCAUUAUUGGUGGCGGCUGUGAGUGUCUUGAUGGCUGCUCCCCUGCGCCGUAUAUUGACCAGCGCAUUGAUGGAUAUACAAGGCUCUUAUGUAGCGUCAAAUUCCCGGCGCCGCCGGAUUUGGUCACAGCUGGUAAGAUCAUUUGUGCGGUUGACCGGCCGAUUGUUCGCCAGAAAGUGCAGGGUCUUCUCUCACAGCCUGAGGGCAUCACUGCAACCUGCCCAGAUGGUGCCAGAGUGAUCGGUGGCUCAUGCAACAUGGCUGCGGAGGGCAACGAGGCUUUCGAAACGGCUUUUCCUGUGGAUGAGAGGAGCUUCUACUGCUCAGGGGUGGGUGAGAUGGCGGCCAAGCCUGUCAAGGUUGCAACGGCCACAGCAUAUUGCCUCGAACCACAAGGCAACGAGGAUGUGAAGAUCAUUAAGGUCCAAGGUCGUGCCAAUGCUUCUGCCAAGUGCCCGGAAAGCUACCAGCUGGUGGGAGGAGGUUGCAACUUCUUAGAUGGCUAUUCAUUUUCCCUACGGCAGUCCUACCCAACUCAGCAGAACACCUGGGAGUGCAAAUUUGAGACCACAUUCAAAUGUGGCCCAAGCAGCCCAGAUUGCCUGCUGAGUGAGGCCAGAGCAGUGUGUAUGGCCGUCUUGUCUUAG
Molecule: messenger RNA, 1869 nt
Organism: Durusdinium trenchii
Lineage: Eukaryota; Dinophyceae; Suessiales; Symbiodiniaceae
Source: the annotation of a GenBank genome assembly